AUGCCGAAGGCUCAUGAAGGCUCCAACGGCCUAGACGAUGGCUUCCAUUCAAGCUUGAGCCAAGAGGAUCUAGCAAAACCACUCCUGACCAGCAAUGACACUACGCAUAAACAUGAUCAUGGUCAAGUGGGGUGGAUAGUGAGAGCAGCACAGCGCGUAUCCCCCCAGGGUAACGCCAUCAUGCUAUGGCUCACCAUUCUCAAUGUGGGAUUACUGGUAACCUCCGUUAUUCUCUUAUUCGUGGUACUAUCGCGACAGGCCUGCGUCCAGGACCUGAGCGAUCAAGACAAAUGGAAGUCAACAUCUCAUUACGCACCUCUACUGGACCGUGUGAAUAUUCCAAGAGUUACCUUAACCCCAAAUGCAUCAUUGUACGACACUGAUCCGCCUUCAAUUCUCCGGAUCCCGACAGGGAGUGAAGCCGACGCAGAAUGGUUCCGCAUCGGCACCGGAGUCAUGCCGAUUAUCAUAUCCUCCGAUGAAAUCCACAAACUAGGAAAGGAUCCCUCGGUUGCGGUGAAAAUCCCAGAGGAGCAUGGAUAUGGUGAUGAUGCAUAUAUCGCACAGACAGAGGUGUUCCAUCUCCUUCAUUGUAUUGACAUGCUGCGGAAGGAGAUCUCCUACGAGCAUUAUUAUUAUCCUCGGUUUGGGAACAAUCCGGAUGCGGAACAUAAGGCACAUAUUGGUCAUUGUAUAGAUAUUCUGGCACAGGCCAUCAAAUGCUCAAGUAGCGUGGACGUGAUUCUGUUCAACUGGGUCGAGGGGUGGGACCAGCCAUUCCCUGACUUCAGGAACCAGCAUGUUUGUCGGGACUUUGACACUCUUCUGGCGCAUGUUAAUGAGAAUUCGGUUCCACGCUCAGUGUGGAAAACAAUGAAAGAGCCACCUGCGGGUUACGUGCGCCUGCCGGAACCUGCGCCGGCACGACCAGCCGAACCAGGUGGCACUGUAUGA
This is a messenger RNA of Aspergillus bombycis, 954 nucleotides long. Its product is annotated as oxidase ustYa family protein. The record is from RefSeq and is a predicted model, not a curated record. NCBI's taxonomy places the organism in Eukaryota, Fungi, Ascomycota, Eurotiomycetes, Eurotiales, Aspergillaceae. The transcript is spliced from 2 exons. Gene Ontology annotation, biological process: mycotoxin biosynthetic process. The coding region runs from base 1 to 954 and encodes 317 amino acids.